This is a messenger RNA of Lethenteron reissneri (Far Eastern brook lamprey), 3731 nucleotides long. Its product is annotated as C-X-C chemokine receptor type 4-like. The record is from RefSeq and is a predicted model, not a curated record. Gene Ontology annotation, cellular component: external side of plasma membrane; membrane. Gene Ontology annotation, biological process: immune response; calcium-mediated signaling; positive regulation of cytosolic calcium ion concentration. NCBI's taxonomy places the organism in Eukaryota, Metazoa, Chordata, Hyperoartia, Petromyzontiformes, Petromyzontidae. Gene Ontology annotation, molecular function: C-C chemokine receptor activity; C-C chemokine binding.
GCGAGAGAGAGGCGGACAGAGGCGGACACGCACUGACUUGACUCCUCGGGCUGGACAAAGCAGGCAGACAGACCAGACUGACUCACUGAUUGGCAGGCAGGCAGGCAGAUAUACAGAUGCUAUCCAUGAGAUAUUACAACGCAGAUGGUAAACUAUAGACUUGCGGACUAAGAGGCGGACGGACGGACGGACGGACUGAGAGGCAAUAUCGGGGUACAGAUUGUGAGACAGGCGACAGCGACUGAAAGACACCAAAGUGUCACGAGCCCUCCGUCACAUCCUACAUGACUGCGGCUGUGAGACAUUAGCACCUCUGGAAGCUAGCAACUACGACGGUUGCUGACAUGGCGGAGUUGAUGCACUCCAUCUCGCUAGACGAGUUCGACCUCCUGCCCAUGGGGUUGAACGACACGUCCGAGCUGGAGGAGAACUCCUCCUCGCCCUGCUGCUACAGCCCCGACUGCCUCGCUCCAUCCCAGAGCUUCCACCGCGUCUUUCUGCCCGUCGUCUACGGCCUCGUGUGUCUCCUGGGCUUCGCGGGCAACGGGCUUAUCCUCGUCGUCCUCACGUGCUUCACCAAGAAGCGCACCUCGUCCGACCUCUACCUGAUGCACCUCGCCGCCGCUGACCUGCUCUUCGUGUUGACCAUGCCCUUCUGGGCGGUCGGCUCGGCCACCGAGUGGGUCUUCGGCAACGUCCUGUGCUGCCUCGUCAACUUCACGUUCACCGUGAACCUGGCCAGCAGCAUCCUCCUGCUCGCCUGCAUCAGCAUCGAGCGCUACCUGGCCAUCGUGCGCGCCACCAAGACGGACAAAGUGCGCAGGAAGUUCGCCACCAAGGUGACGUGUGGGGCGGUGUGGGUCCUCUCACUGCUGCUCGCCGUGCCCGACCUCGUGUUCAGCCACGUGUACACAGCGCCACUGAGCGGCCACCAGCUUUGCGAGCACGUGUAUCCCGAGAGCGCAUCCGAUCUGUGGCGCACGGCGCUGCGCGCUCUGCACCACGUGCUCGCCUUCGCGCUGCCGGGCAUCGUGAUCGUCUUCUGCUACGUCAUGGUGAUCAGGACGCUGUCGCAGCUGCACAACAACGAGAAACGCAAAGCGCUCAAGGUGGUGGUCGCCAUCGUGGCAGCGUUCUUCGUCUGCUGGCUGCCCUACAACGUGGUCACUCUGCUGGACACGCUGAUGAGGCUGGACGCGGUGGUGAACUCCGACUGCGAGAUGGAGCAACGCCUGGGAGUGGCGGUGGCCGUCACGGAGGGCGUCGGCUUUUCCCACUGCUGCUUCAUCCCCGUGCUCUACGCCUUCGUGGGCAAGAAGUUCAAGGAGAACCUGGCGCGGCUGUGGGGCUGCAGGGCGUGCGGGACGCGCGCGGCGUCGUACCGAGAGGGCAAGAGGCAGAGCAGCAGGCGGCCACAUCCCAUCAGCUCCGACUCGGACUUCUCCACGAGCACCAUCCCCGCUAAUUGAGCUCUCCCACGCGCGUUCACCCGCUUCGUGAGCCAACCGCGGGGUGUCCAAUUAAGCGGUGAACUAUUUUGUCUUUUGUCAACGUGACACUUUUUUUUUACUGAUUGGCCGUGUCGGGUGGUGGAGGGUUACGACGCAUUUAUAAAUAACGCGAUCUCACCCCAGAAACGUUGAUUAUGAAUAGUAUUGGUCGCGAAAGCCUGCUACGUGUUAAACAGGGAGGAUACGGUCCAGAGCUCGAUCUCUUUUAUCGGUGACUAGCUGGACUACCCCCGGCUUUGCCCAGGACUUGGAUCAACCACGCCCGGCCGCCUUUGUCUCUCCCCAGUGGCGAUGUUCACACACCACAGCAGUUACUCGUUUGAGGCUGAGUCGACCUAGGGGAGGCCCAAGACCGGUUCAGAUAAUCGCCGCUGGUAUUGACCGUGAGCAGGAAUCGAACUCUGGUCGCUGGGUUCAUAGCGCAGCGCUAACCGCUACACCACCGCUCCCCACACACUACCGCACGCACGCACACAGACACACACCUAACACCACUUCACACAGACACACACGCACCUAACACCACUUCACACAGACACACACGCACCUAACACCACUUCACACAGACACACUACCGCACGCACGCACACAGACACACGCACCUAACACCACUUCACAUAGACACACACGCAUCUAACACCACUUCACACAGACACACAAAAUUCUGGCCUGGACUUUUGCAGCUGUUUUAGACUAAUUUCAGGGUGCUGAUUCCAAAUCUGAUCUCAGAUUUGCUCUAUCACAUCUCAUUUUUAUGCUAUCGGCAUACCCCAUUUUCAUUGAUUUUACCCGAAAUUAACUCUGUCACUUAUGAUUUCAAGUUGUUGCGAGUCAGUGACUGCUUUAGUGUUAAAAUAUGGUGCUGUAUUUUUAGGAUAGUGUUCAUAAUAUAAUUUUAUGUAGUAUCCACAUUUAUUUUAAAUUUUUCUUCUGCAGUUUUUUAUUGAAAAUUCAAUAUUGGAUAUCUCAAAAACCUGAUGUGAUAGACAAAAACUGAUGCCAGAUUUGGAAUCAGCACCCCAAAAUUACCUUAAAACCGUUGGAAUACCUUAUGCCAGAAAAAGUGUGUUGACCAGUGUAAUUCAAUGCAUGCACUGUAUUGUGAGCGGAAUAAUAUUUUGGAGUGAAUUCGAUGCAUCUUUGACAUUAUCAGCCAUCGUCAAUCCGAAGCCCCCCUCCGCCCGCCACGUCUCACGAUCUCUUUGGUCGACGCCCUCUCGGACGCGUUCCAUUCCUUGGCUGCCACUCCGUUAUUAUUCUUGACCCUGAGCGACCUGUCCUGACCAAACCCACUGAAUGUUUCGAACAGUCUGAAUAAUGUCAUGAAUCUGUCUUCUUGAAUCCUCUAUGUAAACUCAAAUAUGCGUUGUUAUACACCUAGUAAAUGUCCUUGUCUUGAAUGCGAGAUAUGUAUAUAUAUUUAAGAUUACUUUAUUUGUCCUAUCUUCUCCACUUUAUGCUGGCUUAAAUUGCACUUAGUAGUUAAAUACGCGAACUGGAAACCCAGUGCGGAAGGGCAUUCACGUGUAUACUUUGGCUAUUAAAUGCUAGACGAUAAUACGUCAUUCUCCACGUUUUAAAACACACUAACCUAUCUAUAUAUCGCUUGCGUAAAAUAAGCUGUCUCCCGAACACCGCGUCACUUGUGCAUGGCCACCCCCACUCUGAUUCUCUCCGCUCUCCCCGCCUCCUGUGAAAACACACGCCUGCUCCAUACAUUCUCUCCUCCCCUCUCAUUCCCCGUCAUUCUUUCUCCCCCUCUCUGCCCGCCGCUAUUCCAGUCUGCUCGCGUGUUGUUACGAAUCCUGGUCUUCACCCACGGACAACUCAAUGUCGUCCUGUCCCGGGUGAGUUCUUCUCACCAUCUCUGCGUUGCCCUUGCUCAGACAUCCUCUGCAGUGACUGCCAACAUCGUCUACCGCGACUCCCUUACGUGGAGCCUCUUCCUCCCUAUUCUGUCAUCUUUCUUGACCAUUGGGUUCCGUUUUCUGGUCCUUUUCCAUCCCUUUACUCUUAUUUCUCGUCUCUACAUUUUCCGUUUUCUUUUCCUAUUCAUUAUAUCCUUGACCCUAUUCCCAUUCCCGCCGUGUGCCACGGGUAAAAUGUUGUAUACAGAUCAAAUGUAAAUAAUAAUGCCAGUUGUAUGCCACGUGUUUUCUCUCUCGUUUAUUUCGUUGUGUAAACAUGCAAAGGGCGAAAAUGUCAAUAAAUGAUUGUGUG